Molecule: messenger RNA, 2681 nt
Organism: Erpetoichthys calabaricus (reedfish)
Lineage: Eukaryota; Metazoa; Chordata; Cladistia; Polypteriformes; Polypteridae
Gene: mylipb
Product: myosin regulatory light chain interacting protein b
Exons: 7
Coding region: 192-1520 (442 amino acids)
Biological process (GO): ubiquitin-dependent protein catabolic process
Cellular component (GO): cytoskeleton
Molecular function (GO): ubiquitin-protein transferase activity
Source: RefSeq, a predicted model, not a curated record
CGCUGAAGCUUCAGCCAUUGAAAUAAAGCUGGGAGAUCGGUAGAGUGUGCAGAUUAGAACAGAAGGACCGGGAAUGUGAAAGAAAGAUAGACGCAAGGUGUUCGAAGAGCAAUUGGAGAUUUUAUUUGAAGUUUGCAAAGGGGAGAAUAGACCAAAGAAGAUUUUUUCUCACUCCGAAAAGAAACCCCAAAAUGCUUUGCCAUGUUACGAGGCCGGACUCGGUGGUAAUGGAGGUGGAGGUGGACGCGAAAGCAAAUGGAGAGGAAUGCUUAAAUAAGGUUUGUCGGAAGUUGGGAAUCAUAGAAGUGGAUUACUUUGGACUCCAGUUUAUUGGCAACAAAGGAGAAAGUUUAUGGCUGAACCUUAGAAACAGGAUCUCCCAGCAGAUGGACAACUUGACUCCUUGCAGGCUGAAGCUUCGGGUCAAAUUUUUUGUUGAGCCCCAUCUUAUUUUACAAGAGCAGACCAGGCAUUUGUUCUUCAUGCACAUAAAGGAUGACCUCCAUGAUGGUCGUUUGCACAGCUCUCCUGAGCAGGCAGAAGAGCUCAGUGCACUUGUGGCUCAAACAGAAUUUGGAGACUACAAUCAGAACACUGCAAAAUACAUUUAUAAAGAACUCUGUGGCGAGGAACCCAGUCCAGCCAUACUUAACAGCAUUAUUGCAAAGCACAAAGCACUGACGGGCAUGAAUACCAUAUCCGCAGAGUACCAGGUCCUGCAGAACAUCUCCACACUGGAAAAUUAUGGUGUGGAGUGGCACUACGCAAGAAAUGGAGAAGGACAGAAACUGGUUAUUGGCGUUGGCCCAGAAGGGAUAUCUGUCUGCAAAGAAGACUUCACUCCUCUCAAUAGAAUUCCAUACCCAGUUAUUCAAAUAGCCACCCAGUCUAGUAAAAAUGUCUACUUGACUAUUAAAAAGGAAACGAACAACAGUAUUGUGCUGCUCUUCAAGCUGGUCAGCACACGGGCAGCCAGUGGAUUCUACAGAGCAAUAACUGAAACCCACGCCUUCUACAGGUGUGACACUGUAACAAAUGCAGUCAUGAUGCAGUAUAGCCGGGACUUCAAAGGACACUUGGCAUCGUUGUUUCUCAAUGAGAACAUAAACCUGGGUAAAAAAUAUGUGUUUGACAUCAAACGCACCUCCAAGGAAGUUUAUGAUCACGCUCGUAGAGCCUUGUACAAUGCUGGCAUUGUGGACUUGAUGUCUCGCAGCUCUCCAGACUCCCCGCUCAAGUCAUCGGAGAGCCAUUUAAACUGUACCAGCUGCCCUGGUCUGAGCUGUCAACAGAGUAAAGCACUACAAGAAAGGCUGCAGAAGCUGAAGGAGGCCAUGAUCUGUGUGAUAUGCUGCGAAGAGGAUAUUAACUCUGCUUUCUGUCCAUGUGGACAUAUGGUCUGCUGUCAGUCCUGCGCUUCUCGGUUACAGGCAUGUCCAGUCUGCCGCUCAGAGGUGGAUCACGUUCAGCAUGUCUACUUGCCAGCUUGUCACAGUCUCCUGAACCUCGCUGUAUUGUGAGCCACUGUGUUGCUCAGCACUGAAUGACAACUUUAUGUAAAGAGAGGUGACAGCAGUGCAAAAAAAAAAAAAAAGUAUUAUGUUAGACAUAAGCAAUCAUUCCUGUGUUUUCUUCAGGCAAAAAUUAUCACUCCAUUCCCCUAAGUAGAGGGGAGGUGGUAGGUUUAUUAAGGACUUUUAAAAGCCAAUGAAAUGUUUUUUGUUUUGAGAAUUUUUUUAAUCAGUUGAGCUGAUUAGUGUUCAAAUUUAUAUGUUGGGUUUUGGUUUUGAUUUUUCUUUCCAAACUAAAGUUGUUUGAAGUUUUAUUUUAUUCAUUAAUGUUUUAUCAGGCUUGGUAGUUGCUUUUUAUUCCUUUUACAUGUUAAGUUAAAUAUAUUUUAUAUACUUUUUUAAAUUGCUUUAUAUCUUCUUGAUGCCAAAGCCAGGUGAUACUGACAAACCUGGUACAACAGCAUUAAAAUCUGAGAUUUUUAUGCAGGUCUGUAUACAUUUUAUACUAAAUCUUGAGUGGAUUAGACAUUUCCACAAUUGCAUUUUUCUUAUACUUGGCAACCUUCUUAUAUGAACUAAAAUUACACUCCAGCUAAAGUAUUUUUAAAAAUCUCAGAUUAAAAUGUUAAUGGAAACCCCUAAAACAAGUAUAGUUGUAAAUACCCAGUGUUAAUGGCUAGUUAUACCUCCUUUGUUUUGAAGAGAGUUAAAAUGGAUGGCAAAAGAUUGUCUUGGUUUCCAUUAUCUUAGUUUAUAAUUGCAGGUUUGUCUUUUUUUUGUUUUGUUUUUAACUCCAUCUCUCCGAACAUCUAAUUUCCUUAUGGGUUGUAGAUGACCACUGAGUGCAAUACUAUCUGCUUUUUUGAAAGAUAGAAAAAGGAAAGAAUGGAGAAAAGAAGCUUACACUGUCACUUUAUAAAGGAUAACCUCCUACGUGUAUUCAUAGGGACUGCCUUAAUGUAGCAAUGUGAUCUGUAUGCAUUCUGUUUCUUUGCACAAAUGUUCAAUUUCUGAUGGCACAUUUCAGCACACCGCCUCCUUGGGGUGUUUUAUUUUUUCACUUUGUACAUUUAUUUUUUUCCUCCUGUUUUGGUUUGUUAAAGCAAAUAUCUAAAUUAGAAAUAACUCCUUUUUUAUAUUAAGAUAUAUUAAAAUGUUUAAGUUAUACAG